UACGUCUUAGCAUUUAUUACUACCUUACUCACUGCAGUUCCUACACUUCGAAAGUAGAGAUCGGUCGCUACAUUCUUUGAGUUUUGACUACUAUUAUGCCGCCUAAGAAGGAUACCAAGGGGUCUUCGAAACAACCACAGAAGACACAAAAGAAAAAGGAGGGUGGAUCUGGUGGUAAAGCCAAAAAGAAGAAGUGGUCCAAAGGAAAAGUACGUGAUAAGUUAAACAAUCAAGUAUUGUUUGACAAAGCCACAUACGAGAAAUUACUAAAAGAAGUACCUCUCUACAAAUUGAUCACACCAUCUAUUGUCAGUGAAAGAUUAAAAAUUCGUGGAUCACUUGCCAGGAGCGCAUUGAUGGAAUUGCAACAAAAAGGACUUAUUAAACAAGUUGUACAGCAUCAUGCACAACUUAUUUAUACGCGUACCACUAAAGGUGAUGAUCCGGCUGCAUAAUUUAUUCUUACUUUUAAUAAAAAAUAUUAAUAAAUUCAAA
This is a messenger RNA of Frieseomelitta varia, 495 nucleotides long. Its product is annotated as 40S ribosomal protein S25-like. Gene Ontology annotation, cellular component: cytosolic small ribosomal subunit. The transcript is spliced from 4 exons. The coding region runs from base 96 to 455 and encodes 119 amino acids. The record is from RefSeq and is a predicted model, not a curated record. Gene Ontology annotation, molecular function: structural constituent of ribosome. Lineage: Eukaryota; Metazoa; Arthropoda; Insecta; Hymenoptera; Apidae.